This is a messenger RNA of Musa acuminata subsp. malaccensis (wild Malaysian banana), 2823 nucleotides long. RefSeq lists its product as uncharacterized. Gene Ontology annotation, molecular function: ATP hydrolysis activity; endonuclease activity; ATP binding. Gene Ontology annotation, biological process: mismatch repair; negative regulation of DNA recombination. NCBI's taxonomy places the organism in Eukaryota, Viridiplantae, Streptophyta, Magnoliopsida, Zingiberales, Musaceae. The record is from RefSeq and is a predicted model, not a curated record.
ACUGACGUUCUACCUUCACAGAGAAAGUGAGAGCCGAUAGCCGAUGUUCGUCGCCUCGUUCACUCGCAGCCCCAUCCCCAUCUGCUCCACCACCUCCUCUUCCUCUGUGGUUGCUGCAAGUCGCCUCUCUCGCCUCCGCGGCCGCCCUUGCGCCCAUUCCCGCCCCCUUCUCGGCCCCGUCGACCGCUCGUCCAAGGCCUCCGCCCUCUCUGACAGCCUAAAAAUUCUGGAAUGGGACAAGCUCUGCGACGCUGUCGCUUCCUUCGCCGGCACGGCCCUCGGCCGAGAUGCGACCAAGGCACAGCUUUCGUCCGUUGAUGUAUGCUUCGACGAAAGCAGGAGGCUCUUGGAGGAGACCGCCGCUGCUGUUGAGCUGAUUAAAUAUGGAGCUGGGCUGGAUUUCACCAGAGUAAAUACAGUUUUGGUAAAAUCAGCUAUUACUCGUGUCUCUAGAGGUUCUCUAUUAGAUGGAGUUGAAGCAGUGGCUGUUGUUGGGCUUAUACAGAUAGCUGAGACUUUGCAAAAUUCUUUAAAAGCAGCACUGAAAGAAGAUGCAGAGUGGUACAACCGUUUUAUGCCUCUUACCCAAAUGUUGUUGGAUGCUGUUGUCAGCCGGUCAUUUGUCAAGACUGCACAGCUAAUGAUAGACGAAGAUGGCUCAGUUAAAGAUAGUGCGAGUUCGGAGCUUAGAAGGUCCCGUGAUCAAGUUCGGGUCCUUGAACAAAAGUUAUACCAGCUUAUGGACAAGUUACUUGGACAGGAAAAGAAUGAAACUUCCACUUUGGAGAUGUGUAUUGUUAAUGGGAGGUGCUGCAUCAAGGUAAUGACUGAUAGAUCAACAAUAUUUGAUGGGCUGCUAUUGUCCAGUGGUUCAAGGGCUGGAAGUAUACUAGAGCCAAUUGCUGCUGUGCCACUGAAUGAUGAGUUGCAACGAGCUAGAGCUUUAGUGAUUAAGGCUGAGGAAGAGGUGCUAUCAAAAUUAGCUGAUAAGAUGCUAGCAGAAAUUGAUGACAUCCAGAAUUUGCUGCAAAUAAUAAUAAGGCUGGAUGUUAUCACUGCCAGAGCAAAGUACAGUUUAGCAUAUGAUGGAACCUUUCCCGAUAUAUAUAUGCCAAAUCAUAUAGGUGGAGAACCUUCUGACAGUUUGUCUCAAGGCGCAACCACUAGCAGUGCCUCAUCUCAUCCCUCUAGAAGGAAUUGGAAACUGUAUAUGCCCAAGUCUUAUCAUCCUCUGUUACUUAAGCGGCAUCUUGAGGACUUACACAACGCCAAAAAAGAUGUUGUUGAUGCUACUGCUGAAAUUAGAAGGAAUUUACUGGGGAAGCAUAUUGAAGGAAAUGAUGGAGAUGCACGUCUUGCAUCCAUGAAACUCAGAGUUUCUGAAUUGGAAAAGAACUAUCCUGUACCUGUUGACUUGAUGAUUACAGAAAAUACUAAUGUGCUGGUUAUAACUGGUCCAAAUACAGGGGGUAAAACCAUUAGCUUGAAGACGGUUGGUCUAGCAUCAUUGAUGACCAAAACAGGUCUGUAUGUUCUAGCUUCUGAGCCAGUUAAAAUUCCUUGGUUUGAUGGAAUAUAUGCCGAUAUUGGAGAUGAGCAAUCUUUGACCCAAUCAUUGUCAACCUUCUCUGGCCAUCUGAGACAAAUUGGCGCUAUUCGUUCACAAUCGACACAUAAGUCGUUGGUUCUCUUGGAUGAAGUUGGUGCUGGGACUAAUCCACUUGAAGGAGCAGCUUUAGGAAUGUCAAUUCUAGAAUCUUUUGCUGAAACUGGGUCUUUUCUAACUAUAGCUACAACACAUCAUGGAGAACUUAAAAUGCUGAAGUACAGGAAUGAUGCAUUUGAAAAUGCAUGUGUGGAAUUCGAUGAAUUGAGUUUAAAGCCAACAUAUAAGAUCCUCUGGGGAGUGCCAGGCCGUUCAAAUGCAAUCAAUAUUGCUGAAAGAUUAGGUUUGAACUUUGUUAUAGUAGAUGGUGCACGUAAACUACUUGGAACAGCAAACGCAGAAAUCAACGAGGUUAUAGUUGAUAUGGAAAGAUUUAAACAAAGCUUCCAAGAACAUCUUCAAGAGGCAGAACACUAUUUAAUGCUGUCAAAAGAACUACGGGAAAGCUUGUUGGUGGCAAAGAAGAAAAUAGCAGAUCAUGCUGUAAAGCUGAAGAACAGGAAGACCAGAGCAGUUUUGGACAGUGCCUCUGUCGCACGUUCUCUUCUUCGUAGCAAGCUGCUGCAGCAGCAGCUGCAGUUUCGUGAGUCUUCUGAAGUGGAGUCGGAGAAGGGGAGAGUAGUUAGCAGUAGGCAGUCAGCAGAGGAUCUUGAGCAGUCAAAAUCAUGUGAUAUCUCGCCAGGAGGAAGAAGCCUGUCGUCAGAAGCAAGCAAAGCAGCUGGGGUUGAUGAGCAAAGCAAAAUCCCAGUGGCUGGUGACAUGGUCCAUGUUCCUUCCCUCGGAAUGCAAGUCGUCGUUUCAAAAGUGGAAGAAACAAAGGGAGAAAUCAUAGUCCAGGCUGGUAACAUGAAGUUGCGGUUAAAGCUGAAGGAUAUCCAAAGCCGGCGUAGCAGGACAUCGUGAGUAAGCCUGUGCGCACUUACCAUGAAAAGUAUUUAGUUGCUGAAUAAGUAUUUCGUUCAGGAUAACUCUGUUGUGGUUUUGUAAGUUGCCAUAAUUAACUGAUUUAGAUUACUUUAUUUUUUUUGUAAAUGAUGAUAAGAUGAGAGUAUCAUUAUUUUAGGAGUUUUAAGUUUGUUUAUCUUAUCUUUUAGAUGUAAAUUGGAUCUUCUUACACUUAAUUCUUGUAAGUGUAUACAAAAAGAUUAAUUCUUUUA